CAAACCCAGUCCAUUUCACUUCCUUCGCGAGGUUAUUUUUGACAGGCUUGCCUGGAGUACACUUUUUGAAAAUUUCUUGGCCACCAAGUGGACAUCUGCAAAGAGGUUUGGGCUUGAAGGGGGAGAGAGUAUUAUUCCUGGUAUGAAAGAAAUGUUUGAUCGUGCAUCUGAUCUUGGGGUUGAGAGUAUUGUUAUGGGAAUGGCACAUAGGGGAAGAUUGAAUGUUUUGGGUAAUGUAGUUCGGAAGCCCCUUCGUCAGAUUUUCUGUGAGUUUAGUGGUGGUCAGCCUGCGGAUGAAGCUGGACUCUACACAGGAACUGGUGAUGUUAAAUAUCACUUGGGAACAUCCUAUGAAUGGCGCCAAACUUUUCAUUCGGAUGUGGUUGUUGACUUGGUUUGUUACCGUCGAUUUGGCCACAACGAGAUUGAUGAACCAUCUUUCACACAGCCUAAAAUGUAUAAGGUCAUCCGAAACCAUCCAUCAGCUCUUGAGAUAUACCAGAAAAAGCUUUUGGAAUUUGGGGAGCUGACACGAGAAGACAUUGAUAAGAUACAUAAAAAGGUGACAUCAAUUCUAAAUGAUGAAUUUUUAGCUAGCAAAGAUUAUGUUCCAAAAAUAAGAGAUUGGCUUUCAGCAUAUUGGUCUGGUUUCAAGUCACCCGAACAAAUUUCACGCAUCUGGAACACUGGGGUGAAACCAGAGAUCUUGAAAAAUGUAGGGAAAGCAAUCACGCUGUUACCUGAAAAUUUUAAUCCUCAUAAAGCGGUGAAGAGAAUUUAUGAACAGCGUUCCCAAAUGGUUGAAACAGGGGAAGAUUAGCAUGUAGAUGUUGUCUCUAUGCCACUGUGCACGCAAAAUG
Messenger RNA from Vigna radiata var. radiata (mung bean), 860 nucleotides. Its product is annotated as 2-oxoglutarate dehydrogenase, mitochondrial-like. The coding region runs from base 143 to 820 and encodes 225 amino acids. Gene Ontology annotation, biological process: tricarboxylic acid cycle. The record is from RefSeq and is a predicted model, not a curated record. NCBI's taxonomy places the organism in Eukaryota, Viridiplantae, Streptophyta, Magnoliopsida, Fabales, Fabaceae. Gene Ontology annotation, cellular component: mitochondrion; oxoglutarate dehydrogenase complex. Gene Ontology annotation, molecular function: thiamine pyrophosphate binding; oxoglutarate dehydrogenase (succinyl-transferring) activity. The transcript is spliced from 3 exons.